This is a messenger RNA of Nymphaea colorata (pocket water lily), 3202 nucleotides long. RefSeq names its product putative leucine-rich repeat receptor-like serine/threonine-protein kinase At2g04300. Lineage: Eukaryota; Viridiplantae; Streptophyta; Magnoliopsida; Nymphaeales; Nymphaeaceae. Gene Ontology annotation, molecular function: protein kinase activity; ATP binding. Bases 319 to 2973 code for a protein of 884 amino acids. The transcript has 13 exons. The record is from RefSeq and is a predicted model, not a curated record. Gene Ontology annotation, biological process: protein phosphorylation.
GAUCAUAAAAAGCCAAAAUUGUAAGCACGAAGCCUAAAAGUAACUGAUAAAAUGAAAAAUACUUUUGUCGAGUCAGCAAGAAGUGCCCAAGAAGUCGACGGCAAUUGCUUUCCGCGAACUUGCAGCCGCCAACCGCGUUUAGAUUUUCUUCCCCCAUUAGUCCUUUCAAUUGCAGCUUCGUCAACUCAUGCAGGUCAACUCCUCCCUCUCUCUCUCAUUCUCUCUCUCCCCCCGCAUUAAAAUCAUCCAUAGUUCUCUGUAAUUGGCAACGAAAUUAAUUAAGUGCAACUCCCCCACGGGUUGCCUUGUCGAGUGGCCAUGGCGAACUGUAGGAGACUGCUGGUGCCUCUGUUAUUGGUCCUUUCCACCGUCUUUGCCUCUGCUCAGCUGCCUGUCAACGUUGAUUGCGGAACCACCGGCAAAAAUAAGGGCUACCUGGGCUUCACAUGGGUUGGUGAUGAACAGUACGUGCCGUCGGGCCAAUCGACGACCGUCAAAAUCGACGAUUCGCUCAUAGCGCCGCUCACCACCCUCCGGUACUUUCCCUCGGGAAAGAAGAACUGCUACUCCUUCCUGGGCGUGGGCCAAGGCAUCAAGAUCCUCGUUCGCGCUUGGUUUUACUAUGGCAACUACGACGGCCUGUCGUCGCCGCCGACAUUUAACGUUCUUUUCAACGGGAACCUUUGGUCGCCGGUGUUCAUGACCGGAGAUAAUGGUUCUGCAAUCUUGGAGAUGAUCCACGCCACCAAAGUUGAUGAUGUUAGUGUCUGUUUGGCUCGUACCAAUGCCAAGGACGUUCCCUUCAUCAACGCUCUUGAAAUAAAGAAGCUGGAAGCUGACAUGUACUAUAGCAUGGACACCGACCGUCCCCUGCAUGCCAUGGGAAGAUAUGCCUACGCAUCACCAUCCACCAAUGUUGUGAGGUACCCUGAUGAUCCCUACGACCGACUGUGGUUUAUUUUUUCUAAUUACGCAAGUGGGUUGAGUCCCCUGAGUCGGAGUUCCGACCCUCUCUCGAACCUAGCCGAUAGACCGCCAGCUGCUGUUCUAAGGCAAGCGAUUACGCCGUCCUCGAGUCUAGCAUCUAACAUGACCAUUCCCAACCUCAUUACGUCGACGUCGCCGGUGCCUCAUUACGUUACCUUCUAUUUCGUGGAGAUGUCGCCCAACGCCACCAGGUCCUUCGACUUCUUCUUGGACGACCAGAGAUUCUAUUCCAACACGAUUGUUCCAAAUGGGACGGUGCUGGAGAUUUUCCACCCCAAGGUCAAUCUGUCGACUAGCUCUGUGUUCUCACUAGUGAGAGCCAAUGGCUCCGCUCUGCCUCCCCUAAUCAGCGCGGCGGAGUUCUUUAAGGUCGGUGACAUUUGGGCCGUCGCUGCAACCGACAGUUCAGAUGUGACGGCGUUGAGUGCGCUUCAGAAGAGUUAUGUGCAACUCCAGCAGUGGAGCGGAGAUCCUUGUCUUCCCGUCGGAUAUGCUUGGGAGUGGCUCAAUUGCAGCUCUGAUUCCACUCCUCGAGUUACUGCUCUGUACUUGGGUGGUUAUGGACUCAGCGGCCCCCUUGCAGACUUCAGUAACUUGACAGCUCUUCAAACAAUUGAUUUGCAUAACAACAGUUUGAGUGGAAGCAUUCCUGAAUUCCUUGGAAAACUUCCCAAUUUGCAGCAAUUAAACCUAGCCGACAACCAAUUUAAUGGAUCAGUGCCUUCAUCACUUACUGGCAAUUCAAAAGUAAAUUUGAACAUUUCAGGCAACAACAUCUCUAGCGGCACAAUUUCGAGCAGUCCAAGCAAUUCCACAAUCAAAUCAAAGAAGAAGACCAACGGGGGCGUAGUAGCUGGAGCAAUCAUUGGCUCUCUCUUGUUCCUGUUGCUUUUGGUGUUAUUUGUUAUUUUCAUUUUCAAGGGGCGAAGAACUCCAGUUCAAUUGAACGCAGCAGCCCAUAAUGCCAAGCCGACGGCCCUACUAGAACCGGAGAUCAAGCAUGAAUUCUCUCAUGCAGAGAUAUUGGAAAUUACCACCAACUUUGAGACAGUCAUUGGUGAAGGAGGAUCUGGUAAUGUCUACUAUGGUCGACUUAAAAAUGGUCCUGAAGUUGCCGUUAAGGUGCUAAAGGAUUCGCUCGAACAAGGAACCAAGGAAUUUGUAGCAGAGGUAAAGUUAUUGAUGACUGUUCACCACAAAUGUCUAGUCUCAUUUAUUGGAUACUGUGAGGAGGAUGGCAAACUGAUUCUUCUAUACGAGUACAUGAGUGGAGGGAAUUUAAGGCAGCUGCUGUCAGGAAGAGACAGCACAUCUGCAUUUCUAACAUGGCAAACAAGACUUCAGAUGGCACUGAAUGUGGCAGCAGGUUUGGACUAUUUACAUUCAGGCUGUUAUCCACAAAUCAUUCACAGGGAUGUGAAAACUACAAAUAUCCUUUUGAAUGCAAAGAUGGAAGCGAAAGUAGCAGAUUUUGGAUUGUCCAAAGCUGGCCACAAGGACGAUGUAACGCAAUUACCAACUGUAGUUGCUGGCACUCCCGGAUAUAUUGAUCCUGAGUACUACAGGACAAGCUUGGUUACCAAAAAGAGCGACGUCUAUAGCUUCGGUGUGGUUCUCUUUGAACUCAUGACUGGAUAUGCUCCACUGUUUAAUGUGUCAGGAGAGCGUUUUCAUAUAGUUGAGUGGGCAACAUCAAGACUAACUAGAGGAGACAUCCAUAGUGUUGCUGACCCAAGGCUGGGAGGGCAAUAUGAAGUAAACUCCAUGUGGAAAGUUGCAGAUAUAGCAAUGUCAUGCACUGCUCCAUCAUCCGAGAUGAGGCCUCACAUGAGUGAUGUAGUAAUCCAAUUGAAGGAGGCCAUUGAGGCAGAGUCCUAUUCUCAACAGAGGACUGGCAACUCAUCUGCAGAGGUUCAACAUUCCUCAUCAUCUUAUGGAUUUUCCAGCUCGCAUGUGUCAAACUCAAGCCUGCCACCAGCAAGAUAGUUAAGUCUUCCACUAAAGCGUCAUGUACUUAUGAGGCAAUUUAGUCUUUCAGUUUCCUUUUGUUGGUGUUGAUAGGAGACGGAUUUGUUUUGCGGAAUAUUUUGUUACAUAUGUUGCCAUAAGUGUGCAGAAAAAGUGUGAAAGCAGUAAACAUUCUCAUUAUGUGUGGAUAUCCCUUGUGUAAUUCUCCGAAACGAAUACUACCCGACAUUUCUUCUUUUUAUUUUAA